AUGCCACCCAACAUUCCUGGCACACUUACAGCACAGUCAUUGCGCAGCAAGGAUCCGCUGUGGAGGACAGCUGACCAAAAGGCGCAAAAAGAAGGUCCUCAUCACACAGUAUACUGGACUACUGGAGAACGGUACCAAGGCGCUUGGAAGGACAAUAAGAAGCAUGGGAAGGGCACGGUGAUAUACAAAAACAGCGAUAAGUACGAAGGCGACUGGGCGGAUGACAUGCGCCACGGGCUGGGGACGCUGUGGCUGUUCCGGGAUGGCAAAUACAUCGUGCGCUACAACGGCGAGUGGCGACAUGAUCAACCCAACGGUCAUGGCACCUACUUUGCGGACAAUGGCGAUACUUACGAGGGCGAAUGGCACAACGGCAAGCGUCACGGGAAAGGGCGGGCAGUGUACGGCGGGCGACCAGUGGACGGUUUCGGAGGAGAUGUGUACGAGGGCUACUUUGAAGAUGACGUCAAGAGCGGGCCCGGCACCCUGAUGUACGCCAACGGAGACGUGUACGAGGGCUUGUGGGCCAAUGACAAAAAGAACGGCACUGGGACGUACUUUUACAUGAGUAAAGGAAAGAGGUUUGACGGCGUGUGGGCUGACGGCUGCAUCAAGUGCGGCACCUACAGCGAGAUCCACACGCCCCCCCCGGGUACUCCGGGCGCACUGCCGCCCGUGGAGCUCAGGAACCCGGAUAAGGUGCUGGCGGAGGCGACCAUGGAAGCCGCGGCGCAAGUGGCGGCGAACCGAUAG
Messenger RNA from Volvox carteri f. nagariensis, 753 nucleotides. RefSeq lists its product as uncharacterized. The transcript is spliced from 6 exons. Bases 1 to 753 code for a protein of 250 amino acids. The record is from RefSeq and is a predicted model, not a curated record. Lineage: Eukaryota; Viridiplantae; Chlorophyta; Chlorophyceae; Chlamydomonadales; Volvocaceae.